This is a messenger RNA of Sorex araneus (European shrew), 1837 nucleotides long. It is a transcript of the gene OMP, whose product is annotated as olfactory marker protein. The transcript has a single exon. The record is from RefSeq and is a predicted model, not a curated record. Gene Ontology annotation, biological process: signal transduction; sensory perception of smell. Lineage: Eukaryota; Metazoa; Chordata; Mammalia; Eulipotyphla; Soricidae. Gene Ontology annotation, cellular component: axon; neuronal cell body; cytosol. The coding region runs from base 218 to 709 and encodes 163 amino acids.
GCCACCGGGUCCCCCAGGAGCCCGGCAGCCUCCCGCCCCCGAGGGCUGCGGGGAGAGGCAGGGAGGCGUCUGGGCGCCGCCUCCUCCCACGCGCCCCACCCUGCGCAGGGCGGCGGGCAGGUAGGCGGGCCCGCGGGUGGCCUCCUGCCUCCGCGCCAGGCCCCGGCCACUCAGCUCCAGGCGGCGGCGGCGGCGGGUGGCGCGAGGCGGCACGGGCAUGGCGGAGGACGGGGCGCAGAAGCCGCAGCUGGAGAUGCCGCUGGUCCUGGACCAGGACCUGACCAAGCAGAUGCGCCUGCGCGUGGAGAGCCUGAAGCAGCGCGGGGAGAAGCGCCAGGACGGGGAGAAGCUGCUGCGGCCGGCCGAGUCCGUGUACCGCCUCGACUUCAUCCAGCAGCAGAAGCUGCAGUUCGAGCGCUGGAACGUGGUGCUGGACAAGGCGGGCAAGGUGACCAUCACGGGCACCUCGCAGAACUGGACACCUGACCUCACCAACCUCAUGACGCGCCAGCUGCUGGACCCCGCGGCUAUCUUCUGGCGCAAGGAGGACUCGGACGCCAUGGACUGGAACGAGGCCGACGCCCAGGAGUUCGGCGAGCGCCUGUCGGAGCUGGCCAAGGUGCGCAAGGUCAUGUACUUCCUCAUCACCUUCGGCGAGGGCGUGGAGCCCGCCAACCUCAAGGCCUCGGUGAUCUUCAACCAGCUCUGAGCCCUCCGCGCCCAGCUCUGUUUGGGGACCACCCGCUCGCUGCUGUCUGAUGCCUGGCUUCGCCCGGACCCCCUGCACGCGUCGCCUCCUCUCCUCUCCUCUCCUCUCCCGCCUGCAGCAAAGACGCAGAGACUGUAGUCUAGGAGCCCAGCUGGCUGCUGCCCCCAUCCCCUGAGCCUCAGAGGCCUGGUGGGGACCAGAGUCGGGGGUGGAGGGGCCGCGGCGCCCGCCUCCCCGGCCUUGUCCAGAGAGAGGCCGAGAGAGACCAAAGGAGUGGAACUGAGAAAGAGGAAACCGGAGACCCAGCGUCCAGCUGUGCCCGCGGGGCAUUGGGACAGGCCCUCACCGCCUGGCCAGCGCCGUGCCCUGUGCAGAAGCCAGUGGCCAGAGCCCAGUGCCCAGCCAGAACUGUGCCUCGGUGCCCUGGGGAGCGGGCCGUCAGGACCGGCCAGUGCUUGGCCCUCGGGCCGUGACGUCAGCAGGAGAGAGGGCAGGCAGAGCACCGCCGAGGGCCCCGCGGUCCCGGGGGCUCCGGCGGCACCCAGAGACGCCCGGUGUGCACUGGCAGGUGGAGGCUGAGCUGCCCUGGGCUGGUCCCGGCCCUGGGUUCUUGCUUCUCCCCCGUCCCGCCGGGGAGGGGCGCCCCCUCUCUCGGGGACCAGCACAGGGUGGGGAAGGCGCUCGUGCCGCCUGGUUCUGCGUCUCGUCGUCAGUGACACCAGGGCCUGAGGUGGGGCUGCUGUGGCGGCAGAAGAGGGUGGCAGCCCCCUGGGCAGAGCUGCCUCGCCACCAGGGAAACCGAGGCACUGUCAUCCAGGGUGGAUCGACUGCCUGCGAUCAGCCGAGGCCCUGCAGAAAAUGGCCGGGUCAGCCUGUGUCCAGUCCUUCACCGUGUCCACUAGAGACGGGCCUUCACGCGUCCCGAGAGCAACAGGGGACAGCAUGGACCUGUUCCCGGCUAUCCGGCUGUUGGGGGCGCAGCCCUGCCUGGCUUCUCUGCGGGGCUUGGGGGCCCCACCGCGCCAGAGCCUGCCUCAUGCUCGGCCCCUGCAGCUCUGGGGACCCUCGGGCCCAGACCGCCGCACCCCCGCCCUGCUGUGCCUUCUGCGCGUCCCCAAUAAAGCCUGU